Messenger RNA from Notothenia coriiceps (black rockcod), 282 nucleotides. Its product is annotated as aminopeptidase N-like. NCBI's taxonomy places the organism in Eukaryota, Metazoa, Chordata, Actinopteri, Perciformes, Nototheniidae. Gene Ontology annotation, cellular component: plasma membrane; cytoplasm. The record is from RefSeq and is a predicted model, not a curated record. Gene Ontology annotation, biological process: peptide catabolic process; proteolysis. Gene Ontology annotation, molecular function: zinc ion binding; peptide binding; metalloaminopeptidase activity. The annotation marks the transcript as partial. The transcript is spliced from 2 exons.
AUCCGCAUCUUUGCCAGAAAGCCUGCUAUUGAUGCUGGGCAAGGACAGUACGCCCUCAACAAGACUGGACCCAUCCUUAAAUUCUUUGAGGGCUAUUACAGUUCCAAAUACCCUCUACCAAAGUCUGAUCAGAUAGCUCUACCAGACUUCAAUGCUGGAGCCAUGGAGAACUGGGGUCUGAUCACCUACAGAGAGACGGCUCUGCUCUACGAUGAGUCUUUCUCCUCCAACUCCAACAAGGAGAGGAUUGUUACCAUCAUCGCUCAUGAACUGGCCCACAUG